AUGUCUUCCCCCAAGAUGCACGCGCCUCCGCUCGAUCCACCUCAACCCUUUACCUACACCGACUGGGUGGUCAGAAUUCCGAUUUCACAAAUACCCCAGGAAGAGUCUCCAGAGACUGCAAGAGACGUGUAUCAGGAGAAUCUGUGGAAGAAGCUAGUACGGGUGGUUGAGUCGCGGAUCGGCCAAGGUCGCUGCUUCUACAGCUUCCUCCCGGGCCAGUCGGUCCAGACGAAACGUCCGGGUCAGAUCGAGGUGACCAAGCUAUACGCAUUCCAUGAAGUCAAACACUGGCCUGGAGCAUGUGAACAGUUGCAGUGGACGUCGUUUGUCCUGGCGAAUAUUGAGUACGACGACCUAAUCAAAGAACAUGGAUCAAACCUAAACAUAACAUUGCCGGUACUCCCUUCAGCGGCGGUACGUAUGUAUCAAGUAAUGAAACGAGAUCAAGAUCAGGACCUGGCAAGGAUAUGCGCCGAAGCAGGGACCACAAUAGGCCAGAUGGUUGGGGGAGAAGUCAGUCUCUACACGACAGGAAGUGAGCGGCUGUCACCCAUCGGUAUUGUUGCUUCCGAGACCGCCAACAUGAACAUGCCCUCCAUUGGCUCCUCACCAUCUUCAACCCCAACGGCGCCGGAUAAGCAGUCGGACAUGGCGCAAGGAAGCCACAUUAGCUGUGACUGGACGGUCGAAGAGAUAGUGGAAGAUGAGGAAAAGUUCCACCGAUAUGUGCAACUGCACGCGACGUGGACGCGCAAGGCGACCUCGAUGAUGCAAAUGUCCAUGGUCCGCUGCAUCUGCCGUCUCCCUGGAAUGGAGGACGUGGCGUUCAAGGAUUGCUGGAUCCAAGCUCGACAGCGCGUCCACGGCCAGGCCGAAACCUUCCUGCGACGUUGGCGGGUGGAAUCUCCCCGGUUUACACGGAAUCCGAGCCGGUCGUCUGGCAAUUGGCUGGAAAGACAGCUCAAGUCUCUUCUCGCCUCCAUCGCAUACCGCCAUCCAAUCGCCGCCUCGGCCACGGCGUUGUCGCCGGUGUCGCAGGCGGUACUGCGCAGAAGACACUUUUUGGUCGCCAUGGCCAGACAACGACAGAUCCUCGCCACGUGGGCCGCCCAGGUCAAAAAGGCCGCCGACUGCAAGACAGGCGUGCGGUAUCGUCGCGAGCACACAUUCGUGCUGGACUUGUGGACGGGCAAGAUUGUGAAGAGGAAGAGAGAGUCGGGGAAAGACACUGACGAGCCGAUGACUGAGCAGACGUAG
Molecule: messenger RNA, 1257 nt
Organism: Capronia epimyces CBS 606.96
Lineage: Eukaryota; Fungi; Ascomycota; Eurotiomycetes; Chaetothyriales; Herpotrichiellaceae
Exons: 2
Coding region: 1-1257 (418 amino acids)
Source: RefSeq, a predicted model, not a curated record